This is a messenger RNA of Emiliania huxleyi CCMP1516, 1707 nucleotides long. RefSeq lists its product as hypothetical. Bases 1 to 1707 code for a protein of 568 amino acids. The transcript is spliced from 4 exons. The record is from RefSeq and is a predicted model, not a curated record. Gene Ontology annotation, cellular component: nucleoplasm; transcription repressor complex. Gene Ontology annotation, molecular function: DNA binding. NCBI's taxonomy places the organism in Eukaryota, Haptophyta, Isochrysidales, Noelaerhabdaceae. Gene Ontology annotation, biological process: regulation of cell cycle; regulation of transcription by RNA polymerase II; DNA-templated transcription.
AUGGCCGACGACGCCGAGGGGGAGAGCAAGCGGCGUUUGCCCCGGCGCGACGAGGAUCAUCUCGGCUCACGCUCCACUCUCGCGCCGCCUGAGGGCGAGAAGCGGCGCACGGCGCGGCGCGACGGAGUGGUCGGCUUCAAGCGUGCGGCGAGGGCGGACGACGCGCAGUUUGACGACCUUGCGCUGCUGCGAGAGGGUGUGGGCGGCAAGCGUGCUGGCGCGGCGGGCGCAGGGGAGGCGACGCUCGACGGCAGGCCCGCCGGCGCGGGCAAGAAGGCGCCCGCGCGCAAGAAGCCAAAGGGCGCGAGCGGCUCGGAUGAGGACGAGGAGGCGAGCGUGCUCAAGCUCACCCUCUGCCGGCUGCUGCGGCCGAAGCUCCGCCGCUGGGCGAUGUACGAGUGGUUCUACUCGCCGGUCGACGUGGCGUGGUACCGCGAGAGCCCGUUCUGCGCCGCGCUGGGCGCGUGCGGCCUGGGGCAGGUCAGCGUGCUGCCUCGCGCAGAGUGGUCGUACGUCCGAUCGCUGCUCGGCAAGCCGCGCCGCUUCUCGCCCGCGUACGUCGAGCAGGAGCGCGCGGCGCUGCGAGAGCACCGCGAAGGGGUGCGCGAGGCGAGGCGGAGAGCGGCGCGGCCGGCCGGGCUACUCGACGAGGCGACCACCUACGACCCGCGCGCGGCGGCGCAGCUGGCGGUCGGGCAGCGCGUCACCGCUCUCCACCCGCGGCUGCGUCAGCUCCACUCGGGCACGGUCCUCUCCCCCGACGGCGACCACUACAAGGUCCAGUUCGACUCUCCGAAGCUGGGCGUCCACCUCGUGGAGGACGUGCUGGUCGCGCCGCUGCUCGACGGGACUCGCGGCAUCGACUUCACCUCGCCCCGCUCCCUCACCCCCGGCAUUUCGCCCGACGAGGAGCCGGUGGCCAGCGGUACCGGCAAGACGGCGGUGGCCUCUGCCAACGAGCAGGCCAAGGCCGCGCCCAAGGAGCUGCAGCUGCUCGCCUACAUCCUGCGCCUGCUGCAGAGGAAGCGGAUGCUGAUUGGGGAGCAGCGGGCCGUGUGCGGCGACUGCGAGGAGUACCUCCUCCGCGUCGGCCGAGAGGUGCACGAGGAGCACAAGGGGGCGCGCGGCGACGUCGACGCGCUGCUCGUCGAGCCAGGCACCGCCGGCCCAAAGGUUGAGGUGACGGCGGCGCAGCAGCGGCAGCUCGGGCAGGUCCCUCCCCCGCCGCUGCUGCCGCCGGUGCACGCGAUGCUCAGUCUGCUGGCCGAGCACUCGGAGGCGGAGCACUCCGCGCUGCGCUCCGAGGUGCGGCGGUGGAGCCUCGAGAUCAGCUGGCUGCAGGACGAGCUGCGCGGCACCUCGCGCCGGCUCGAGGAGGCGCUCGCGGCGAUGCGGCCGAUGUCGCAGCGCUUCUCGCUCGCGCUCGGCGCCUCGGCGCCAGAGCCAGUCACGGCUGGCGUGGGCGUGCUCGCGUGCGCAGACUUGCGCGAGGAGGCGACGGUCUCGGCGGCGCUGAUGCUGCUGCUACAGCUCCAGGCUUGGGCGAGGGCCCCCGCGUCCUCAGUCAACGACUGCUCCUCCUCGAUCAGCGGCUCGCUGCGCGACCUCAUCCCGGCCGUCGGCUCGGACGCCAACCUAAAGGCGUUCAAUGCGGUGGCGAACGCGGCGCAGUCGCUCGAGCACAUUCUGGCCAGCGGCGCGUCCUAA